GCUUGGAUAGCUCCUUCCUCUUCCCCAGGCACCAGCCACUAGAGCGCGACCCUCUUCUCCUCGUCUUCUCCGGCGGCGACCCUUCUUGCUCUCAUGGCCUCGCUCGCCGUUCCAGCUUUGCACUCGCUGGGCACCCAUCUAACCGAACACGAGCACGAAGACCUCCUGUCAAUGCGCGUGCGUGCGCGUGCCGGGCGCGCAUGUAGUGGAGCAGGCUCUGGCCGCGGAGGCGGAGCAGACAGCGGCGGGAGAGGCGCCAAGAUUCAGCUGGGGCGCGUUCGGGUCCGACCUUUCCGAGCCACAGAGGAGGGCGAUUCGUGGCCUAUCUCCAAAGCUGCCCAACCGCUGCAAGGCCCUGAUGACGCGCGUCGUGUGCCUGUCCCCACGGGACGAGAACCUUGGCGCGUUGCUCGCGUUCUGGGUGAAAGCCAUGAAGCCCCAGAGGGCGGAUUGGCUGCUGGUUCUCAAGGAGCUGAAGACCAUGGAGAGCCCGCUGCUUGCUGAGGUCAGUGAGCAUUUCCCAACCUUGCUGUAUUAAAACUGAAGAAGAAAAAAGGCAAAUCACAAAGAAGGGGAAGGAAAAGGAUGAACUGUUAAAGCAAAUUACAAAUAGAGAACCCAUGAGAGAAUUAGGGCCUUGGAACUAGACUAAAUUUCGCACGACUGAAGCACUAAAUUGUGCAUGACUGAAUUUGUCUCGAGCAAGACCGAAUGAACCAAACGGAGAUGGACUUCUACAUGACACUAUAAGCUCGAGAAAUGAGCAGAUGUGGGUCUGGUCACGGAUCACAUGCAAGAUGAGUAGAUGCUGGAAGCAGACGCCAUGAAGAACACUCCAGAGCUGGGCUAUGCUCAGCCAACCUCCAACAACACAGGUUGAAGCCAGAGGUUCUUCUUCGUGCGCGCGGCAUUGCUUCUGCAGUGUUGCUCGCCUCUAGCCGGUGCAUGAAGAUGCGCACGGCAUCGAAGACCAACCCCGGCGGAGGUUGAGCGAGGGCGAGACACUUCCACAGACGUGUCUCAUGUCGCCGGCGGAGCGAGCAAGUCUCUACUUCCCCUGAGCCGGGGGACCAGCACUGCCGCCCCUGAGCUUGUGGAGGAAGAUGACUCCUGAGGUUCGCCUAAUCUGUACCCAUACAAACCCAAUCGAACGAAUCUCAUGUACCCAAUGGGUGGACAAUAUUUCAAAUAGUGACCGAAAUGACGAUCACCUUUGGGGUUACCAAAACGCCUCCGCCGCUUCACAUCGCUGCCCGCAGGAGCUGUAGUGAAAAUGGCCCUAUUAGGCUAUGAUUGUGAUUUUGGUGAUUAAUGACAACAUACUCAAUGGGACUAACAUGUUUGUCAAGAAUAUAUGUUAGUUAGUUCCAAGCAUAAUGGGUAGAUAUGAUAUUCUAUUCGUUUUGACACCUUGAAUGAGAUUUCCCUUGCUUUUUGCUUUAAUUUUGAUCCCGGGUAUACAUAUCACUUUACUUUAUUUAUAUUUGGGGCAUAGCAUAUUUAGUACGUGUCAACAACUAAAGUUUUCUGCUAGCUUUUCACGCUGACACCUGUCAACAAAUAUGUUACUUUUUUGCCUUUUUGGUCAAAUCUCAUUUGGCGUUGAAGCAAUGUUAUUUGAACACUUUUGACUUGCCAUUACUCAUUUCCUCUUGUCGGUGUGCCAUGUGGUUCCGGUAUCUGGCCAAAUUUAUCAUCUUUUGGCCUAGAAGAUCUUUUAUAUAGCAUUUGAAGUUGCCAUCAUAAAUUCUUCUUGUUAGUGUGCCAUGCAGUUCCGCUUGACUAACAAUGUGGUGGCUCUUCAUCAUUGUCAUCAUAGUUUUUGUUGUCCUUUGGAAAUUGCGAUGAAUAUUGUUGUCCACAAACAUGCAAGACACCAUGAGAGCUAAUAUCGUUUGGCUAGCUAGCUUUUAAUCAUGAAUUUUUAACUACGGUUCAUGCUUCGUUUCCCAUCCUAGUUAUAUGAGUAUUAGUCAUCGGGCAAGUCAUCAACUCAUCAUUAAGGGCUCCCUACAACUUUAGUACUUUAGUGUGGGCUAAGAUAUUUUUUAGUGCUGCUAAUUUCUUCUACCUCGAGAAUUCAUUGCUAAUUUUGUUUGUGAAAUGCAGUGCUUCUGAAUUUCGGAGGGAAUAUGAUGGGGCCUGCCUUCAGAUGAGGAUGUCAUACUGCCCCGCUGCCCACCUUUUCCUUUUUCUUGUACAGUGGACAGAUUGCAGACUUGUUGGUGCACUUGGGCUGUUGAGGAUUCUAAUUUACAAGGUUUAUGCUGAUGGGACAACCACCAUGUCUACUCAUGAAAGUCACGCAAGCAUCAGGGAAUUCUAUGCUGUCAUAUUUCCUUCUUUGAUGCAAUUACAUGAAGGGAUCACUGAAGUGGAGGACAAAAGGCAAAAAGCAAUGUGUACAGAGAGGUAUAGAAGACGAGAGGAGAUUCAAAAAAUGGUGAUAUCAGAGAUUGAUGAUAAUAUAGAGGAGGAAUGUGGCAUAUGUAUGGAGAUAAACAGCAAAGUUGUUCUUCCAACUUGUAGUCAUGCUAUGUGCAUUAAAUGCUACUGUGACUGGAGAUCAAGAUCCCACUCUUGUCCAUUCUGCCGUGACAGCCUCAAGAGGGUAAACUCCAACGACCUGUGGAUAUACACGGAUAACAGGGACAUCGUUGACAUGGCGACGGUCAGAAGAGAGAACCUGAGGCGCCUCUUCAUCUACGUAGACAAGUUGCCCACCGUCAUUCCCGAAUCUGUCUUCGAUGCCUAUGAUCCCCAUGUAAAAUGAAGUUGUGCUCGGUUGCCAGUUGUUUAUGUGUUUGCUACUGCUAGUUCUUAGCCCUGGGCGUCUGGUGCUGCGUGCUUUUCUGAGGCUUUAAGCAGCUCGUAGGAUGCCGGCGAGGCUAAUUUACACAAGGAGGUAAAUAUGUAAGUAGAACUCAGUUCUAUCAGCUUGUGUCAUGUGUUAGUUCGGUCUUUUGUGAGGGGUUAGGAUGAUCUGACGAUGUCUAUAAGUAAUGGAUCAUUGAAUUGGUUUA
Molecule: messenger RNA, 3023 nt
Organism: Phragmites australis (common reed)
Lineage: Eukaryota; Viridiplantae; Streptophyta; Magnoliopsida; Poales; Poaceae
Product: E3 ubiquitin-protein ligase AIRP2-like
Exons: 5
Coding region: 2153-2773 (206 amino acids)
Biological process (GO): protein ubiquitination
Molecular function (GO): ubiquitin protein ligase activity
Source: RefSeq, a predicted model, not a curated record